GAGUAACCCCUCGGAAGCGUUCGAAUGGGGCCCCCUCUGGAACUAUCCUAGCCUGUAGCUGGUGGCAUUUAGUGAAUUGGAAUGUCCCAGUUUUAUUCCGAAUGUAUUCUCUAGUAAUCUUCAGUAGCUGUCGUUCGUUGGAGGCAUCAACAUCUCGUUUCAAGACACUCCAGAUCGCGCUAACAAGUGUGUAUCCUUUUUCUUGUAUGUUGGUGCUGAGAAAAGGACUUGGGUGUUGUACUACAAGAAGUGGACGUUAAGUGACUACUAAUUUUCUGUGUAAUUGACUGUUAUUAGUUUAGUCCAGUGCAGAGUUUAUUCGUCCAGUUGUCUGUGGAAAACAGCUGGAAUAUUCGCACAAGGGAAAUUCACCAUUUACUACUCGCUUAAACUACACGACAAUAAAUUCUGUAUUCUGAGGUUCGGUCCUUUCGAAGCAUAUCUAGAACAAUAUGGAAUAUAAGACAAUAACGCCGGAUCGAUAUUCAAAUGUAAUCCAUCAUCUGCGAGAAACGUUCUUCGUCGACGAACCCCUGAAUAAGGCUGCAAAACUUUGUGUUCAUGCUGAAGGUAAUUAUGAGCUGGAACAGCAUAGUAGGUCUACGUUAGAUGAUAAUCUAAGCAUCAUGGCGGUUGAUGAAAACGACCAGAUAGCGGGGGUCAUACUGAACGGGAUAGUUAGCGAGGGUGACAUCGAAAAAUCACGAGAAAAGCUAAAAACUGCAGACGAAAGUUUCAAGAAAAUAUUCAAGCUUCUGUACGACGCGAACCAACAAAAGGAUCUAUUUGCGUAUUUUAAAGUUGAUAAAAUUUUCGAUUCGCGUAUAUUGUCCGUUGACUCAAAAUAUAGAGGCAAAGGUAUUGCCAAGGAGCUAAUGAAGCGAACAGAAGAUUUAGCUAGGGACAAUGGCUUCUCUAUAAUAAAAGGCGACGCCACUGGUAUUUUUUCUCAAAAGAUAUUGCGAGGGUUAGGAUUUGAAAAAGUUUCCGAAAUCGUUUACGACGAAUAUGUUGAUGAAGACGGAAAGCCGAUCCUGGAAGUAGAAGCGCCUCAUAAGAGCUUGAAAGUUAUGUACAAAAGAUUGAACUAAUUAGUUGAAAUUUUAUUGUUCGAAUGGACCAAAUAGAUAAUAAUAAUUUAAGAUAAUAAAGUGGAAAAUCAAAAUAAUUUAUUGACAUAAAACUAUAAUUGGGCUCAAAAAAUGGUUACCUAACGUCGGUGGACUUGGAUGUCGUCUUAUUGUAGAGUAUUUUCAAGCGCACCUUACUAGAGCGAAGAAAUUACCUUCGUGUAUCUUGUAAAGUGUAAUAUUAAAAAACUAAAGAAAAACUUGAAACAUUUUGCGAUUUUUUAGCAUUUAUCAACUAUUUUUUCUAAACACUUACAAAUUGAAUGAAGGAUUUUGUAUUGUAUGGUUUUUGACCUCAUAUUGGUUAGUGGAAACGAUUUUGCUACGCAUGUACGUACAUUACUUUAGUAUUCAAUUGUUGUGAAAAAAUCAGUUGUUGAUUGAUUAAAAAUAAAAGGUGGAAAUUAGUCAGUUUAUUAUCUU
Hermetia illucens (black soldier fly) is the source of this 1553-nucleotide messenger RNA. It is a transcript of the gene AANATL7, whose product is annotated as dopamine N-acetyltransferase. The record is from RefSeq and is a predicted model, not a curated record. NCBI's taxonomy places the organism in Eukaryota, Metazoa, Arthropoda, Insecta, Diptera, Stratiomyidae. Gene Ontology annotation, molecular function: N-acetyltransferase activity.